This is a messenger RNA of Emiliania huxleyi CCMP1516, 648 nucleotides long. RefSeq lists its product as hypothetical. Lineage: Eukaryota; Haptophyta; Isochrysidales; Noelaerhabdaceae. The transcript has 3 exons. The record is from RefSeq and is a predicted model, not a curated record. The annotation marks the transcript as partial.
GCUUAUCAGCUCGUGGUCGGCCGCCAUCGGGCCUCCGGGCCUGCUGCGGCGGCGCGGCCGGUUGAGGCCGGGCUCGGCCCGGCCCGCGACGGCUGGCCGCCGACGAGCGCGCUCGCGCUGCUCGUCAAAAUGGCGGCGGUGUCGAUUGCGGCGACGGUCGUUCAGUCGCUCAGCGCUCAGUCGUCUGUCGUCUGUUGUCGCAUUUCGCACACGCGCGCGCCGCGCGACCCGCCCAAAAGCUGCUCGCUCGAACCGCGGCCGACUCUGCCAUCGCGGCUGCAGCUGUUGAGCUCUCCAGAAGACUGGUGCCUGAUAUGCUGCCUCCCUGCGGAUGCUGCCGGCGAGCCUGGCGGUCCGCGGUACUACAAGGAAGUGCUGACUCGAUGCCUUCCCGCAAUCUUCUACCCCGAGAUCACCCGAGAGCAGCUGAGUCUGCCUCUGGCCUCGCCUCCCUCUCCUUCAGGCAUUCGUGGCAUCCUAUGGGUCGACCAGAGUAUCGACCUCUGGCUUGUCAGCCGCCCCACCGAGGGCACCAUGAAGUACAGCGAUCGCCAUCUCGCUGGCCUCUCCGCGCCCCCCGACCGCGUCGAACUCACGGCGCGGGCUCUCUCGGCUACGGGACCGGCCCCAGCUUCGGCUGAGGGCUGA